Messenger RNA from Gregarina niphandrodes, 2322 nucleotides. RefSeq lists its product as hypothetical. The annotation marks the transcript as partial. NCBI's taxonomy places the organism in Eukaryota, Apicomplexa, Conoidasida, Eugregarinorida, Gregarinidae. The transcript has a single exon. The record is from RefSeq and is a predicted model, not a curated record.
CUGGUUGCUAUCAAUGUUCCUUGUAGUGUUGCAGAGAAGGCUCUGUGUUUAUCGGUGUGCCUUCCGAUUUUAAAUGCAGCAUUUGAUGCAACGUGUAUGUACAGAACCCUCCAUUCGUUCUUAUCAGAACUUAGAACGAAUGAUGUAUAUCUCAGGAUGUUUCGCUUAGCCGGUACCCUUAUACAAAGGGGCGAGAUUGAGUACGGGUCGCCAGUUAAAUCUUCGUUUGUUCCAGAUCAAAGAAUUUCUAUUUGGUCUCUGUUGACAUUGACGUCCGAUCCUGUACGGUUAGGAAGAUUUAUUCGUCAAUGGAAACAUCAGCAGCCGGGAACGUCAAUUCUGAGCUUGGAUAAAGUCAUUGAUUUGAUUGAACAAAUAGAUUUUGAAGCAGCCCUUAAUGACAUCGUAUUGUACAUUCAGAAAGCUUCUGGGAGUCUUUCACACUCGCUGAUGGUUCUCAGAGCAAUCACCAACUCGAUCCUGACUUCAACCAAAAGGAGACCACGCGUUAAGGCGGCCAGGCGUGUUGGAGGCAGCGACCUGGGAUAUGUUGGGACCAGCAACCGGAAACAAGGGUACGUCGGAAACAGCGAUUCGGGGUACUGUUCGGAAGAGCUUGUUUGUUCCCCCGGAACCAAUCGUGGUCAAGGGGCAGGCCGGUUCAGGGGACAGAAGCUUUCGGCGUCCUCUCCCCAAGUGGGGUCGCCGGUAUCCCUCGCUUCCGGACGUAGAACCAAAAUGUCGCACGUUCUACAAGACCCCCGGGAGUUCGACCCCCGGGAGUUCGACCCCCGUGCGGUUGACCCCCGUGCGGUCCCUGCACACGGUGUCCGGUGCAAGAGAACCAAUUUCGAACAGGACGAAGCCAAGCACCACGCGUCGAACGUUCGAGCAAAGGCGCGCCGGACAGACCACCACUUGGCCGCGAGACGACCAGCGCAGGCUACUCAAUGCCUGGAACGCGGCGACGCUUCCGUCCCCGUGAUUCGAACCGGGGUCCACCUGGCGUGGAGACCAACAGAAGACAACGAGGCGACGGCCCACCGAUUAGUUAGAACACAGCUUUCCAGUGGACCCCUAUCCAGCGGACCCUUGUCCAGCGGACCCUUGUCCCCUAAACAUCUGUCCUGCGCACACCUGUCGAGCAAACUCCUGUCUCAUGAUCACCCACCUUAUGGAAUAUUCAACGAUCAUCACCAAGCUCGUGAAGGCGCUGGACUCACUGCUCGCAGGAGGCGAGGAGAUAGCGAUCUGACUCUCCAGACCAGGGAAUACGACAGCUGGGAGGUCGAGGGCAACAGGGAGGCCUCCGGCCGCGGGCAGCCUCCCAGACGCCCGGACAAUGAACCGUGUGACGGUGCAGGUUACGGCGUGACUCGAACCGGGGACGGCCGGUAUGGAAAGGACGGAAAGGGACAAGACUUUGCUGCCCUUCUACAUGCUGCCGUGGCGCACCACAAGGAGUUACUCAAGCUGAGUGGCCGGCACUGCCACUCUUCCUCUAGCAGUGUUGAACCGGGAAAACCCGCGGCACCAUCUGCUGCAACACCCAACUUUACUUCAAUGACUUCCAAGACGUCCAAAAGAACUGACUUGGAGACCAAGAGAACUGACUUGGAGACCAAGAGAACUGACUUGGAGACCAAGAGUGUUGACCUGGAGACCGCAGAUAACAAGUGUUCUUCUCCGAAACUGAGUCCCAAGGCGGCUUCCAAGGCGAUGGCCCCCACGGAGAAGCGACUGCCAGGAGGUCUUUCCAAGUUCCACGAGAAGGUCGUGGGGGGUCGAGGGUCCUCCUCGCACGGCAGUCACGGCAAAGCCCACACGAGUCCCAGCAGCAAUGCGAGCUACGACGGAGGCUCCGGCAGUCGCUGGGUUCUGAGUACCCUGAGCUCCGGAUCCGUGAGUCCCAACCGGCGCCUAGACGACGGGCUUUCCGGACGACGAGGUGGCCGGGUUCCCGGAGGCCGGACUCGCCGGUGUUCUGGACGGAGGGAGGCCAGUAGCAGCGACGAACCUUUGGAGUUGAAGACGCAUUUCAAUCACAACGCAGUGCUGAACCACAUCAAGGGUCUCUGUGACGGGAUUGCGGAGCUGGACAAGAAACUAUCCGACGAAAUUAACGAAACCUUGAGCAAGCGGCUCGGUAUCUGGGAAGUGUCCCAAUUUUACAGUGGACCUAAGCUGCCGGUGGGGAUGGUUUGUAAGUCCAUCGGCAUUUUUGUUCAAAGCGUUAACAGCAACUUUGCCUCUACCACGAGCAAAGCCACGAUGCUGGGCAAGCUGCGGUCUCCGAUGGCGGGGCCUCCGGGAAGCCCCUGA